AUGCCGCAUUUCCGCUUCCCCUCGUCGUCCGACGACGAAAAAUUCCACCAAGAGACGGCUCGUCAGCGCCAUAAGCGUACCCAGCAGGCUCAGCUCAGCUCAAUACCUCUCGUCAGGUCCGUGGUACUCUGCAAGAGUCCUCACCUAGAGACAAUAGUCGACAAUCCCGUGGCCCUGAACAACAGGCCCAGUCCCUGCUUCGCCUCGUUCUUUGGCUACCGGGGCUCGUGGUGGGCAGCAUAA
Molecule: messenger RNA, 243 nt
Organism: Penicillium atrosanguineum
Lineage: Eukaryota; Fungi; Ascomycota; Eurotiomycetes; Eurotiales; Aspergillaceae
Exons: 1
Coding region: 1-243 (80 amino acids)
Source: RefSeq, a predicted model, not a curated record